Molecule: messenger RNA, 834 nt
Organism: Trichomonas vaginalis G3
Lineage: Eukaryota; Parabasalia; Trichomonadida; Trichomonadidae
Product: armadillo (ARM) repeat-containing protein family
Exons: 1
Coding region: 1-834 (277 amino acids)
Source: RefSeq, a predicted model, not a curated record
AUGGAAAUUAUUCAAACGUUAAUUAAUGAACAUAUUGAAGAUAUAACAGUAUCUCCUAGUAUUGGAUUUGUUUGUCAAUUGUUUGUUACUGCAGGACCUUCUUCUGAAUGUUAUGGAUCAGAUUUAGUAAAUUUAGCAUCGAAUUUGUUGGAUAAAGAGAUAACUGAAAAUGAUGGACUCCAUAUUCUACAAACUGUUGUUAAAAUAUUCGGUAGCGCUUCUACAGAAAUAAUUCAGUUUACUUCUAACAUUGUUUUUGAGAAUAUCAGAGAUUCUGAUAAUACUGAACAUUUGCAGAUCCUUCUACAAAUUGCAAAUUCUAUAAUUCCUUAUUUAGAAGAUGAAAAUGCUUUGAAUUUUGUUUUGGAAACUACUUUGGAGUAUUUGGCAUCGAAUUCUAUAACAAAGAUUGAACAUUUUUACUAUUAUAAUAUACUUGCAGCUAUAAAUAAUAAGAUUCCUGACUUAAUUAAACAAAAUGCAACAGCAAUAAUAGAAAACAACAUUUUUAUAGAGUCAGGAAAGAAAACAAAUGAAUACUCUCAGGCAAGGUUGUGUUUGACAUGCGCUGCUGCUUAUGAAAAUGAGGAAGAAAAUCCUUUACUUUCUAGAUGGUUGUGUUCGAUUUUCCACCUCUUGGAUAAUCAUUUCGCAGUUCAUCCUGAAGCAGGAACUCUCUGUUUAUCUGCUAUUGAACUUAUUGCUGCAAAAUGUCCUUCAAGAAUGGAAACAAUUUACAAAUAUCCUUUGAACUCCCCAAGAUACAAAAAACUUGAGUCUCUUUUGAAUAAUGAGGAAAAACAAAAGUUACAUGAAAUGGUUCCCCCUCUAUAA